CUUGGGGGUUAGGACACAAUAACUCACAAGUGGGGAUACCACCUCUAUAUGGUCUACUGAUAUAUACCUAUAUACUCGCUACUCAUGUAAACUCGUCUUAUAUUAUACUAUUAUUAUAGGCAUAUUAAAUAAGACCGGCUACUGCUUGUAAUAUUAUGCUGUACCCAACAAUGCAUAUCUACUCGCCCUACCUACCUACUUCCAAAGUCCGAAUUGCUAAUAAAUAAUAAUAAAUAUUUAAAACACGCCUAGUGCCUACUUUUGUAUUUACUACUGAUCUGAGUUGUAUGAAUAUGAAAUAAAAAAGACUGUUCACAGAUUACCAUUUUAUAAACUUAAUUGACGUUUUAUAAUUUUAUCAAUAUUUUUUAUUAUUUUUACUCACAGUAAAUAAUAGAUAUCAUUAAAAUAUGUAACCUAUACAAUAUAUUUAACAGUUUUAAAUGUUCAAUUAAUAAAUAAUAACGUUUUGCAUAUCAAAUAACGACUCAAAAAAAUCGAUAACAAUUAACUACUAUUUACUAUUAAGUAGGUAUAUUUUUAGCACGGACGUAGUAGUAGUAGUAGUACGUGAUUUUUAGUCUAGUACCGACGUCGAAAAAAGAUAAAAACAGUCCAAGUGUCCAACAUCCAUAUAUCCAUCAAUGUAUUAAACUAUUGAAUAAUAAAAACUUUCUUAUCAAAUGUCAAAUAAUAGAACAAAUUUUUAAACGGUAAAAUAUGAACUGGAUAUUUGUGUGUUUUAUUUGCUCACUAAUAAUCAAUCCUGUUUUUUUGGAAAUUUCAAAACCAACUUUUACUAUUGAUUAUGAGAAAAAUGAAUUUCUAAAAGAUGGCGAAGUAUUCCGAUAUGUUUCUGGUUCAUUACAUUAUUUUCGAGUUCCUCAACUUUAUUGGAAAGAUAGAAUUCAAAAAAUGAAGGCUGCUGGAUUGAACACUAUAACAACUUAUGUAGAAUGGAGUUUACAUGAACCAUUUCCUGGGGUGUAUAAUUUUGAAGGGAUUGCUGAUUUGGAGUAUUUUAUUGAAUUAAUUAAAAAUGAAAAUAUGUAUCUAAUUUUGAGACCAGGACCAUAUAUAUGUGCUGAAAGAGAUUUUGGUGGAUUUCCCUAUUGGUUAUUAAACGUGACACCCAAAAAAAGCUUGAGGACUAACAAUUCAAGCUAUAAAAAGUAUGUUUCAAAAUGGUUUAGUGUGCUUAUGCCAAUAAUUCAACCUCAUUUAUAUGGGAAUGGAGGAAAUAUAAUUUUGGUCCAGGUAGAAAACGAAUAUGGAAGUUAUUAUGCCUGCGAUUCUGAGUAUAAACUAUGGAUACGAGAUUUAUUUAGAAGUUAUGUAGAAAAUAAGGCUGUUCUUUUUACAAUUGAUGGAUGUGGUCAAUCAUACUUUGAUUGUGGUGUUAUUCCAGAAGUAUACGCUACUGUAGAUUUUGGAGUUUCAUCAAAUGCUUCCCAAUGUUUUGACUUCAUGAGAAAGGUUCAAAAAGGAGGUCCAUUUGUCAACUCAGAAUUCUAUCCUGGUUGGUUAACUCAUUGGCAAGAAUCAGAAUCUAUAGUACAUUCUAUUGACAUUGUGAAACAAAUGAAAGUAAUGUUGGCAAUGAAUGCAUCGUUUAGUUUCUAUAUGUUUCACGGGGGUACAAAUUUUGGAUUCACAUCAGGAGCAAAUACAAAUGACACUAAAGAAAGUAUUGGAUAUUUACCACAGUUGACUUCAUACGAUUAUAAUGCUCCAUUGGAUGAAGCUGGAGAUCCUACUGAAAAGUAUUUCCAAAUUAAACAAACACUUGAAGAAGCCAAAUAUGCUGUGACAAAUGAAGUAUCACCAACUCCCACACCUAAAGGUGCUUAUGGUAAAUUCUAUUUAAAACCUUUGGUUAGCAUAUUUGAAAAGGUUGCACAACGUUUUAAACCAGUGAUUAGUAAUGUUCCAUUACCAUUUGAGGACUUAGAUAUUAAUACUGGUUUUGUAAUGUAUGAAACUACAUUAACAGAUGAUCAGAAAAAUGUUGAAAAUCCAGUAAACUUAACUGUGAACACCGUUAGAGAUCGAGCAAUCAUUUACCUAGACAAAGUACAAGUGGGUACCAUGAAUCGAUUAAAAGGUAAUACUACUAUAAGUUUGAACAUUAACCGUUCUGUUCAGAACCUAAGUAUUUUAAUUGAAAAUCAGGGAAGGAUUAAUUAUGGUGACUUUAUUGAAGACAGAAAGGGAAUUUUUGACCAAGUGUUUCUCGGAAACAAAACAUUAAGUCCAUGGAAAAUGACUGCAUAUCCUUUGAACGAAACAUCAUGGAUUUCUUCAAUCAAAACAGUUGAAAACAUCGAAACUAUCCAAUUGCCAGCAUUUUAUAAAACACAAUUUACAUUACCAAAAAACUAUACAAAAUGUUUAGAUACUUACUUAGACACUUCAGGCUGGACUAAGGGUGUAGCGUUUUUAAAUAAUGUAAACCUUGGUCGGUAUUGGCCACUCGGUGGACCUCAAGUUACACUUUAUGUUCCAGCUCCGUUUCUAAAACCAUCACCUUAUGUCAAUACACUUGUGAUGUUUGAACUUGAAGGUGCACCUCAAGAUAUAUCUGUACAAUUUGUUGACAAACCCAUUCUUGAUGGUCCCAUAAUGGCAUAAAUUAAUGUACACUAUCUGGCAACUAUGUGAGUAUCUAAGUAUCUACAAAAUUUUCAAAAUCAAAAAUGAAAAUGGAAGUUGCUGCAGACCAAGCAAAAUUGGCGUUAAGUAAUGUAGGAGAUUAUGGUAGUACAGGACUUCGUACAAAUAAAUUAAUCGAAAACCGUUUAAAAAAUUUAUGCAUGCAAAUUAAAAAUAAUGAUAUAAGUAUAUUAGAUUUUCUUAUGGUUGUUAGCCACAUUAGAAAGCAAUGCUACUAAAUUUUUUACCUUUGAAAAUUUUUUAAAAUAUAAACAAACUACUAACUACAACAGUGGUGUAGUUAUGAUUUUGUUCUGGGGGGGGAUAUACAAUUUAUUGGUUAAACAUAAAGUGAGGGGCUUAAUAAGUCAAUGAUUUAAACAUUAAAAAAAAAGGCUCUGGGGGGGAUCUAUCCCCAUAUCCCCCACCCCCAUAACUACGCC
Molecule: messenger RNA, 3095 nt
Organism: Aphis gossypii (cotton aphid)
Lineage: Eukaryota; Metazoa; Arthropoda; Insecta; Hemiptera; Aphididae
Product: beta-galactosidase-like
Exons: 13
Coding region: 721-2631 (636 amino acids)
Biological process (GO): carbohydrate metabolic process
Cellular component (GO): vacuole
Molecular function (GO): beta-galactosidase activity
Source: RefSeq, a predicted model, not a curated record